Nycticebus coucang (slow loris) is the source of this 2556-nucleotide messenger RNA. RefSeq names its product Rap1 GTPase-GDP dissociation stimulator 1 (gene RAP1GDS1). The record is from RefSeq and is a predicted model, not a curated record. Gene Ontology annotation, molecular function: guanyl-nucleotide exchange factor activity; protein binding. The coding region runs from base 190 to 2013 and encodes 607 amino acids. Gene Ontology annotation, biological process: positive regulation of GTPase activity. Gene Ontology annotation, cellular component: cytosol. NCBI's taxonomy places the organism in Eukaryota, Metazoa, Chordata, Mammalia, Primates, Lorisidae. The transcript has 15 exons.
CCCCGCCGCUCGUCCCCGCCGCGGCCGCGCCGCCUGCAGCAGCACCAGCUGCUCCUCCCCGGCGGCCGCCCCCCGCGGGUCCCUCCCUGGCUGCGGGAGAGACGGAGGUAGAGGGAGGACACAGAGCCGCGCCGCCCGCACCGGAGACCUUCGCCUCGCCCCGCCGGCUCCUCACCCUCUGGGAGGAACAUGGAUAAUCUGAGUGAUACCUUAAAGAAGCUGAAGAUAACAGCUGUUGACAGGACUGAGGAUAGUUUAGAAGGAUGCUUGGAUUGUCUACUUCAAGCUCUGGCUCAGAACAAUACGGAAACAAGUGAGAAAAUACAAGGAAGUGGAAUACUUCAAUUGUUUGCAAGUCUUUUGACUCCACAGUCUUCCUGCACAGCCAAAGUAGCUAACAUCAUAGCAGAAGUAGCCAAAAAUGAAUUUAUGCGAAUUCCAUGUGUGGAUGCUGGUUUGAUUUCACCACUGGUGCAGCUGCUAAAUAGCAAAGACCAAGAAGUGCUGCUUCAGACGGGCAGGGCUCUAGGAAACAUAUGCUACGAUAGCCAUGAGGGCAGAAGUGCAGUUGACCAAGCAGGUGGUGCACAGAUUAUAGUUGACCAUUUAAGGUCACUGUGCAGUAUAACAGAUCCCGCCAAUGAGAAGCUCUUGACUGUCUUUUGUGGCAUGCUGAUGAACUAUAGCAAUGAGAAUGAUUCCCUUCAAGCUCAGCUUAUCAAUAUGGGUGUUAUUCCUACUCUAGUGAAAUUACUGGGCAUCCACUGCCAAAAUGCAGCGCUUACAGAAAUGUGUCUUGUUGCAUUUGGUAAUUUAGCAGAACUUGAGUCAAGUAAAGAACAGUUUGCCAGCACAAACAUUGCGGAAGAGCUAGUUAAACUCUUCAAGAAACAAAUAGAGCAUGAUAAGAGAGAAAUGAUUUUUGAAGUUCUUGCUCCAUUGGCAGAAAAUGAUGCUAUUAAACUACAGCUGGUUGAAGCAGGCCUGGUAGAGUGUCUACUAGAGAUUGUUCAACAGAAAGUGGAUAGUGACAAAGAGGAUGAUAUUGCUGAGCUCAAAACUGGUUCAGAUCUAAUGGUUUUAUUACUUCUUGGAGAUGAAUCCAUGCAGAAAUUAUUUGAAGGAGGAAAAGGCAGCGUAUUUCAAAGGGUGCUUUCCUGGAUUCCAUCAAAUAACCACCAGCUACAACUUGCUGGAGCAUUGGCAAUUGCAAAUUUUGCCAGAAAUGAUGGAAAUUGUAUUCACAUGGUAGACAAUGGGAUUGUAGAAAGACUCAUGGAUUUGCUGGACAGACACGUAGAAGAUGGGAAUGUCACUGUACAGCACGCAGCGCUGAGUGCCCUCAGGAACCUGGCCAUUCCAGUUAUAAAUAAAGCAAAGAUGUUAUCAGCUGGGGUCACAGAUGCAGUUUUGAAAUUUCUUAAAUCUGAAAUGCCUCCGGUUCAGUUCAAACUUUUGGGAACAUUAAGAAUGUUAAUAGAUGCACAAGCAGAAGCUGCUGAACAACUGGGAAAGAACGUUAAGUUAGUGGAGCGUUUGGUAGAAUGGUGUGAAGCCAAAGAUCAUGCUGGUGUGAUGGGAGAGUCGAAUAGACUGCUCUCUGCCCUCAUACGGCACAGUAAAUCAAAGGAUGUAAUUAAAACAAUUGUACAGAGUGGUGGCAUCAAGCAUCUAGUUACUAUGGCAACUAGUGAACAUGUAAUAAUGCAGAAUGAAGCCCUUGUUGCUUUGGCAUUAAUAGCAGCUUUAGAAUUGGCCACUGCUGAAAAAGAUCUAGAAAGUGCUAAACUUGUACAGAUUUUACACAGACUGCUAGCAGAUGAGAGAAGUGCUCCUGAAAUCAAAUAUAAUUCCAUGGUCCUAAUCUGCGCUGUCAUGGGAUCUGAAUCUCUACACAAGGAAGUGCAGGAUUUGGCCUUUCUAGAUGUUGUAUCCAAACUUCGCCAUCAUGAGAACAAAAGUGUUGCCCACCAGGCCUCUCUCACAGAGCAGAGACUUACUGUGGAAAGCUGAGAACUGCCCCUCCCGGAUAUAUAGCAUCACCCCAUCUCUGAUUUCCCCCUUUGUCCUCCAUCCAGCUGCCUCUUCCAUACUCUCCCAUAUCACUUGUGCAUGCACGUAAUGUCCCAAUACCAAAUGAAGAACUGCUGUAGGUACCUAAUAAGAUUUCUAAAUCCAUAGUUAGUGUGAACAUGACUUCAUACAAACCAGUCUCCACCUAUAACUGUUCUCUUGUAUUCCUGUUGCUUGAGCUACAUUAAGUACAAUGUGCAUGUUGUAGUCCUCUGAUGAUGUAAACUUGGUACUACAUAAUGACUUACUCCUCACACGCAGUAAACCACAUAAUGAUGUACUGGUAAAUUAGAAACAAAGAAUGUAGAAGGAUCUGUCUAGCUUAUUAAAGAAGAAAUGGAAUAGUAAAAAAAAGCUCCAUUUUUUUGGUGCUUGGGAAGCACAAUGAACAGAAAAACUAUAUGGCUGCUUAUUCAUUAGUCUUACUAAUGUUGAACCCAUGGUACCUAGAGUGAAGUAAAAUUCUAGUGCUCUCACUCUUUA